This is a messenger RNA of Eptesicus fuscus (big brown bat), 631 nucleotides long. It is a transcript of the gene G0S2, whose product is annotated as G0/G1 switch 2. Gene Ontology annotation, cellular component: mitochondrion. The record is from RefSeq and is a predicted model, not a curated record. Lineage: Eukaryota; Metazoa; Chordata; Mammalia; Chiroptera; Vespertilionidae. Bases 240 to 551 code for a protein of 103 amino acids. Gene Ontology annotation, biological process: positive regulation of extrinsic apoptotic signaling pathway. The transcript is spliced from 2 exons.
CGCUGGCCCCAACCCAGGGAGCGCUGGAGGCGGGUCCAGGAGGAAGAUUUAAGCGGCCGCGGGACGCCGACGGGGUGUCAGCUGUGGAGUCUCCCACUGGAAGAGCCGCAGCAGCUGCAAAGGAGGAGAACGCGGAGCCGGCCGGACCGACGGACGCGCUCACUGCCCAGCUCGCGCUGCCUCCUAGGAGCUCGCUGUGCGGUUCAGGUUCCUCCUGUCCCCGAGAGCCCCGAGCCGCGAUGGAAACGGUGCAGGAGCUGAUUCCUCUGGUCAAGGAGCUGAUCGGCCAGAAGCCCAGCCGGAGGCUGGUGAAGGUGUACGUGCUGGGCGGCGUGCUGGCCCUGUUCGGCGUGGUGCUGGUCCUGGUGGAGACUGUGUGCAGCCCCUUCACGGCCGCCAGCCGCCUGCGGGACGAGGAGGCCGCCGUGGCCGAGCUGCGGGCCGCCCGGGAGCGCCAGGCCCUGCAGACACAGGCCCCGCAGGAGAAAGGCAAGCAGCACGAAGCCACCCUCUGCAGCCGGGCCCUGGCCCACCGGCAGCACGCCUCCUAGAAACUGUGCGAGCGAGGAUGGGCGAGAGGAGAAAGAAAGAGAGCAAGCAAGAAAGAGAGAGACAGAGACUGAGACAGAGA